CUUUCAGUGGCUUGAGAAUAUAGAGGUCACCAAAACAGCUUUAGCACAGAAAAGGAUGGACAUUGAAAGUGAGAAGCAUGUGUUCAGUAAACAGAAAGGCUAUCUGGAUGAGGAGUUGGACUACAGGAAACAGUCCAUGGCUCAGGCUCACAAGAGGAUCUUGGAGCUAGAGGCAAUGCUGUUUGAUGCCCUGCAACAGGAUGCGGGGGCCAAGAUAUCAGAGAUGCUGUCAGACGACGAGAGGGAGACACUGCGUCGGGCGGUUGAGCAGUGGAAGAGAGGGGUCAUGAUGGAGCUCAGAGAGAGGGACUCACAGAUCCUCAGGGAGAGAAUGGACAUGCUACAGCACUCACAGCAGAGAAUCAAAGAGCUGGAGGAAUGGAUAGCAGCUCAGAAAAGACAGAUAAAGGAACUAGAAGAAAAGUUUUUAUUUUUAUUUUUGUUUUUUUCUUUAGCCUUCAUUCUUUGGUCAUAGUUCUCCAGGGAAGCCAGAGCAAUUCACAGGUUUCCAGAUUGUCUUGUACAUUGUGUUCAAGAGGACAGGAUGUGGAAUCCAAGAUGGCUCCCAGAAGACUUCUUCACACGAGAAACCAGUCAACUAUGCUGAAACACUGACUUUAGAUAGAAUUCUAUCACCAUGGUUUUUUUUUGUGUUUUUUUUUAAGGACAAAAAAACGUUUUUUUAUUUUUUAAUUCAGUAACCUUUUUAAACCUGAAUGCUGUCCCUCGUUAGUGAUGAUGAUGAUGAUGAUGACGUCUCGAUGGAACACUCUAUGGAAGAGUUCCUCUUUAUGGAUGAAGACGUCAGUGGAAUUGAAGAACUCUUAAUAAAUGGGAGUGAUUUGUGUCUUCUUUUCCCUGCUGAGCAGGUGGUGCUCUGGUCACUUCCCUUUGGAAGCAAGAAGAAGAAGAAGAAGAAGAAGAGUUUGAUUGAUUGAUUGAUUGAAAAACAAACUGUAGUGAAGUCAGGUGGUACUCCUGCUCGGGGCUUGAACCUGGAUCUUUUCUGUCAAACCAACACUUUAGCCAAGAGAUCUAAAACCUCUUGACGAGUUCACUAGGUGUUGGGUUAUGUUAAACGACGGUGAAGUGAGACAUUUUUACCUUAGCUCUUAACAUUCACACACACUCCACUGAAGCUGAGCGUUUCCUAAAAUGGACACCAUACCACUGUUUACACUAUCUGACCACGCUGUUAUUACACUCACAGGAGCUAGUCACAGAAAGAACUUUAAAAUGGUGAAAGCCUUCAGAGAUGCUGCCCAUACUUAAACUGGCUUUGUGGCCAGUGUGCCUCUAUCUAUCUCUAUGGCCUCAGCCCUUCCCCUGUCUAGUCCAGACAUGCUGUGGGACUCAUUAACUCCUCAAAUCUCAGUGUUUGAAAUGAAACCAGAAGCCAAACUGUGGUAUUAUUAGACAUCAUGUAUUUUUGUAUGAAUGAAAAAAGGCAAAGAUUUUAAAAUACAUUUCUCAAAAGAGGAAUAAAUAAAAUGCUAAAUUAGAUAUUAUUUUUUUGUUGAUGAAGAAUGAAGGAGCUUUCAGUGAUUUUAGAAUUUUCCAUUUGAUCAGAUUUAUGUCAAUCUGAUCUUCCCCCUUGGUGCUUGGGAGAGAGUGGGUUUGUUUCAGAUGGGGACCUUGGUAAGUUCUGUUAUGUCCUGAUGGAGAGGGUAUGUUAGUUCUGUUAUGUCCUGAAGGAGAGGGUGGGUUAGUUCUGUUAUGUCCUGAAGGAGAGGGUGUGUUAGUUCUGUUAUGUCCUGAAGGAGAGGGUGGGUUAGUUCUGUUAUGUCCUGAUGGAGAGGGUGUGUUAGUUAUAUCCUGAAGGAGAGGGUGUGUUAGUUAUGUUAUGUCCUGAUGGAGAGGGUGGGUUAGUUCUGUUAUGUCCUGAAGGAGAGGGUGUGUUAGUUCUGUUAUGUCCUGAUGGAGAGGGUGUGUUAGUUCUGUUAUGUCCUGAUGGAGAGGGUGUGUUAGUUCUGUUAUGUCCUGAAGGAGAGGGUGUGUUAGUUCUGUUAUGUCCUGAUGGAGAGGGUGUGUUAGUUCUGUUAUGUCCUGAUGGAGAGGGUGUGUUAGUUCUGUUAUGUCCUGAUGGAGAGGGUGUGUUAGUUCUGUUAUGUCCUGAAGGAGAGGGUGUGUUAGUUCUGUUAUGUCCUGAUGGAGAGGGUGUGUUAUUUCUGUUAUGUCCUGAAGGAGAGGGUGUGUUAGUUCUGUUAUGUCCUGAUGGAGAGGGUGUGUUAGUUUUAGAUAGGGGACCUUGGUUAGUUCUGUUAUGUCCUGAUGGAGACAAAUACCUCCCAUUGAAUCUUCAUGACUCCAUGUUAAAGCAGAUUGUGAAUGAAAGAUGUAUUUUAUGCAUUAUGUUGCCAUUAAAUGGGAUCAAGCCCCGUU
This is a messenger RNA of Oncorhynchus keta (chum salmon), 2382 nucleotides long. Its product is annotated as janus kinase and microtubule-interacting protein 3-like. Gene Ontology annotation, molecular function: microtubule binding; kinase binding. Lineage: Eukaryota; Metazoa; Chordata; Actinopteri; Salmoniformes; Salmonidae. The record is from RefSeq and is a predicted model, not a curated record. The coding region runs from base 56 to 475 and encodes 139 amino acids. The transcript is spliced from 6 exons.